AUGUCACUAAUUGCAUUUAAUCUUUAUAUUGUCGCUUGUAUUGCAUUUCAUAACGCUGGAGGCCAAGAACUGGACAAUGUUAUUGCAUGUGGGGGUUUUAUUAACUUAGGAAACACAGUGGACUCUCAAUUAACUUAUGAAGAACUCAAGAUUGAGUUACAGAUAGAUAAGCACGACAUAAUUAAAGAAGUAGCUGAGGUGUUGCCUAAUGGGGCAUACUCCGUUCCCGUUUACGAUGCUGGCCAAUACCGCAUUCGUUUGUAUGCUCCAAGCGGCUGGAUCUUUCAUCCAUCUGAAGGCCAUGUUGUAACUGCUGGUCUAGAAACUGGACCUGCUGGUUUAUUCGUCACGUUGAUAAACACUGAGCCUCCUGGCCUUAAUAUAAAAACCCAGACCAAAUCCAAAGGGUUAUUCCUGCUUACGCCUGUUCCAAGCGGUCAUUAUACGAUUCUUGUUGGUGACAGCUCCGAAGAUAUUCACAAAACAACUAGAGCAAUUAGUGAAGGCCAUUUUCUCCGGGGAACGGUAAGGGAAAGACAGGGACCUGAAUUAUUCGCUGAUUUGCGCGUUAUUCUUUUUGCUGCAAACAAGCAGACUGCUUCAUCAUAUUUUGCACAUAUAUCCAAGCCAUGUUCUUCUGCUUCAAACUCAUCUCUCGGAGAUAUUCCUCAUCAGUAUCAUGUUCCAGAGGAAAUAUUGAAUUCCGCCACAGCUAUAUGCGAAGUAAGAAUUACUUGA
Molecule: messenger RNA, 738 nt
Organism: Protopolystoma xenopodis
Lineage: Eukaryota; Metazoa; Platyhelminthes; Monogenea; Polystomatidea; Polystomatidae
Source: the annotation of a GenBank genome assembly